AUGGCUCAGUGGAAAGGUCUGAUCGCUGACAAACUAAGGGACCGUGCAUCCAAAAUCCCUCCUGAAUGGGUUCUUCCCGAGACAAUUAUAAACCAAAUUACCCAGGAUGCCAACAUAAGUGCUUUCGACAUCCUUAGACGUCAUGAUUUGUUGUCAAGGGAAGAGGUGGCUAUCACAGAGUCCUAUGACGCUCAAGGCCUUCACCAGGAUAUCAUCGAAGGCCGAUUGACCUCGCUCCAGGUUUGCAAGGCCUUUUGUAAGAGAGCUGCUAUUGCACAACAGUUGACAAACUGCGCGACUGAGAUCCUUUUCGCCGAGGCGUUCAAACGAGCAGAGUUUCUUGAUGGAUAUCUGGCCAAGUAUGGAAGGCCUUAUGGGCCCUUUCACGGCCUCCCUAUCAGUGUGAAGUCGCAAAUCAUCUCACUUGAAUUGGCGAAUACUGGAGCCGAUGUCCUUACUAGCACCAUUGCCGCGAAUCUCACCAUGCAACAGGACAGCUUCAAUAUCAAGGGACAGGCUACAACCAUUGGCUUUGUUUCUUUUCUGGGGAAGCCAGUCGCAGCUGAAAAUUCGCCCCUAGUUGAUAUCCUCUUUGCUAACGGCGCCAUCUUGUACAUCAAGACAAAUAUUCCACAGACACUGUUGACCAUGGAUAGCGUCAACAAUAUUUUCGGAAGAACUUUAAACCCUCACAAGCUUUGCCUCAGUGCGGGUGGGAGUAGUGGGGGUGAAGGUGCAUUGGUGGCCUUCCGAGGUUCCAUACUAGGAGUAGGCACAGACGUCGGAGGAUCCAUUCGUGCACCGAGUCUCUGCAAUGGCACAUAUGGCUUCAAGCCCACAGCUGAUCGCAUACCUCACGGGAGGGUUGAAUUAGGGGACAGGCCGGGGACACCAGCGCUCGUCUCCGCAGUUGGACCACUCGCCAACAGUGCAUCAGACCUGACUUUCUUCUGUAAGACAAUUCUCUCGUCGGAACCAUGGCGCUAUGACUCUACCGCACUUGGCUCGGCAUGGCGGCAUGUACCCCCCAAGAAGAAACUAAGCAUCGGGGUUUAUAUGGGGGACGAGCACUUCCCACUAUUUCCCCCUGUCAAACGAGCACUUUCCUCCGCACAGGCUGCGCUUGAAAAUGCCGGCCACAGUGUCCACCUUGUAACCAAUGCUCCGUCCUUUCACGAUGGUCUAAAGCUGGCGGCACGGUACUUUUUGUUCGAUACCAAACAGACCCUUCUGCAACACGUUUUGGAUGGAGAGGAGCAACCAAUCAAAGCAUUGGAGUAUACCUCUCCAGCUGCUCUAGCUGGAUUACAAAAUCCUACACUGACAUUAGACGAUGUCUGGGCCUCCAAUGCUUCUCUUAUGGAGUACCGGGAAAAAAUGGCUGAAGUGUGGAAACAAUAUAAUCUGGACGUCCUCAUUUGUCCGGGUCACUGGUCAACCGCAGGCCCACAUGAUACUUAUGGGCCACCAGUAUAUACGGUUAUUUGGAAUUUGUUGAAUUUUCCCGCGAGCAUCAUUCCAUAUCUGAAGGCUAAUAAGUCUCUGGAUUCGGAGGCAUGCAAGGGUUAUGAUCCUGAUGCAGUAGACGGGGCACCUACUGCUAUUCAAGUUGUUGGGUGGAGGUUUCAAGAUGAAGAAGUCCUGAUGGCUACUGAAGUCAUUGACAAGGCUCUUCAAUCUGACCUACGGUACCGUCCAAGAUUAUGA
Messenger RNA from Aspergillus eucalypticola CBS 122712, 1707 nucleotides. Its product is annotated as amidase. NCBI's taxonomy places the organism in Eukaryota, Fungi, Ascomycota, Eurotiomycetes, Eurotiales, Aspergillaceae. The record is from RefSeq and is a predicted model, not a curated record. Bases 1 to 1707 code for a protein of 568 amino acids. The transcript is spliced from 6 exons.